AUGAGUUGCAGACAGUCCAGCCUGCGCAGCGGCGGCAGCUGCGGGGCCGGCGCCAGGGCCUCGUCCAGCAGCCGCUGUGGUUCCUCCGCGGCUGCUGCGGGAAGGGGCGGGUGUAGCUCUUCCAGCAGCCAUCGAGGAGGGAGCCCUGGGGCUUGUGGGAGGGGAGGUGGAGGCGUCUUUGGGUCCAGCUAUGGGAGUGCGUCUGGUGGCAGCUUUGGGGGAUCUAGAGGCUUUGGGGGAAGCAUUGGUGGUGGUUCUGGAGGAUGCUUUGGGGGGUCUGGAGGCUUCAGGGGUGUUUCUGGAGGUGGCUUUGGGGGAUCUGGAAGUUUUGGGAUCGUUUCUGGAGGUUUUGGGGGGUCUGGAGAUGGCUUUGGGGGUGUUUCUGGAGGCAGCUUUGGGGGUUCUGGAGGCUUUGGGGGUGUUUCUGGAGGAGGUUUUGGGGGGCCUGCAGGUGGCUUUGGGGGUGGCUUCGGUGGUGGUGAUGGUGGCAUCCUGGGUGCUGAUGAGAAGACCACCAUGCAGGGCCUCAACUCCCGUCUGGCCUCCUACCUGGAUAAGGUGCAGGCUCUCGAGGAAGCCAAUACCCACCUGGAGAAUAAGAUCCGGGACUGGUAUGACAAGCAGGGCCCCAGCGACUCCCCAAAGGAUUACUCCUGUUACUAUGCCACUAUGGAGGACCUCAAAAAACAGAUUGUGGACCUCACGGUGGCCAAAAACAAAACCCUUCUGGACAUUGACAACACUCGCAUGACAAUGGAUGACUUCAGGAUGAAGUUUGAGAUGGAGCACGGCCUGCGCCUGUCGGUGGAGGCCGACAUCAACGGCCUGCGGAGGGUGAUGGACGACCUGGCCAUGCAGAAGUCUGACCUGGAGAUGCAGUACACGUCUCUGCAGGAGGAGCUGGCUGCCCUCAAGAAGAAUCACGAGGAUGAGAUGUGCCAGCUGAGCGGGCAGAGUGGUGGGCACGUCAGUGUGGAGAUGAAUGCGGCUCCCAGCAUAGACCUCACCACGACCCUCAACAACAUGCGCCAGGAAUACGAGGAGCUCAGUGCUAAGAACCGCAAGGACAUCGAGCAGCAAUAUGAGACUCAGAUGAGCCGGCUGGAGCAGGAGGUGACGACUAGUAGCCAGGACAUGGAGUCCUGCAACAAGCAGGUGAUCCAGUUGCGGCAAAGCUUCCAGGGCCUGGAGAUCGAGCUGCAGUCUCAGCUGAGCAUGAAAUCAGCCCUGGAGAAGUCCCUGGAGGACACCAAGAACCGCUACUGUGGGCAGCUGCAGGAGAUCCAGGAGCAGAUCGGUGCUCUGGAGCUCCAGCUAGCUGAGAUCCGGGGGGAGACCGAGUGCCAGAAUCAGGAGUACACCCUUCUGCUCGGCAUCAAGACGCGGCUGGAACAGGAAAUUCAGACCUACUGCAGUCUCCUUCAAGGCGGCCAGGAUGCCUUUGAUUCUUGUGGAGCUGAAAAAAGUGGCUUAGGCGGUGGUGGAGGAAGUGGAUUUCAAGGAGGAAGUGGAAGCAGCCAUGGAAGAGGACCCCGGGGACAAGGGGCAAGCAGUGGAGGUGGCCACCGGGGAGGAAGUGGAGGCAGCCAUGGUGGAGGAAGUGGCUCUGGAAGAGGAAGUGGAGGCAACUGUGAAGAAGGAAGUGGAUUCCAAAGAGGAAGUGGUGACAGUUGCGGAGGAGGAAGUGGCAAGUUGCAGUCCUCACCCGCAAAACCUGGCGACUGUGCUGCCGCUCAAGGCUACCAGCUGCAAUACUAAAGCCCCUCUAAGCUUCUCCUCAGCCCCAGCGGAGUGUCCCCCAGAGAGCACCCGCGUGAAGCCUGCUCCUUGCAUCUGGAGUAUCCAGCACAAGCCCCAGGCCAGUUUGGGCAGCUGACAGGGCAAGUGUGCUCCUGGCUGCCUGCUGGCUCCCUGCAAUGGCGAGACCUCGCUUUUCCUGACUGGUGUGGGGGUGACACCCCUUCCUCCUGAUUCUGACUUCCUAAUAAAGGUUUCCUA
This is a messenger RNA of Condylura cristata (star-nosed mole), 1998 nucleotides long. It is a transcript of the gene KRT9, whose product is annotated as keratin 9, type I. Lineage: Eukaryota; Metazoa; Chordata; Mammalia; Eulipotyphla; Talpidae. Gene Ontology annotation, cellular component: keratin filament. The record is from RefSeq and is a predicted model, not a curated record. The transcript is spliced from 8 exons. Gene Ontology annotation, molecular function: structural molecule activity. The coding region runs from base 1 to 1758 and encodes 585 amino acids.